GAAGGCUCGCAUGCCAUGGACUAUUAGUUCACAGUUAGGCUGCCUUGGAAGAGGCAGCUCACCCAACCCUGCCUGUUGCUGCCUUUGUUGUUCUCCAUGGAUAUUCAAUGAUGUGACCAGGAAAGAUCACUGACAAAUAGGAAGAGAAAGGCCAUCCUACGCCAAAAAAGAAAAAUCAUUUCUUCUUCUGAUUCCUGCCAUGUUUCCCAUCACUUUGUGUCUUGUAUCUCAGUGAAAAAAAAAAAUGUACCGACUCCACACCCAAAGAGCUGCUGCUGGACGUGUGUGGACUUCCAGUCUCCAUAAGAUCAGGCGCUCUCUUAAAAGUGCUUACCAGAAAUGUAAGAGCCAGCACUCAUAUUCAAUUAGCCACCCAACAACAACUCCUUAUGACUGUAACCAAGAUGCUCUCGGUUUGAAUGAAGAAAUGAAUCUAACAGCAAUGCUCCAAGACAUUAAAAGGGGACAAAUGGAACUCCUCAGCCAAAUGACCAACAUUGUCAGUGCAAUAGCAAGUAUCCAGGAAAAGAUUGACCAUUAUCAGAAACAAAUGGAAGCCCUAGAAACCAGAAUAAGCAUCAGUGAAGACAGACAAAUUGCAGCCACCAAAGACAUCGUCUCCAUGAAAGAAGACAUCGACUCUCUGAAGAAGAAGGUGAAGGAGCUGGAAAGCCAGAAUUCUUACUCCAGCAUCCGUUGCCUAGAGGUUCUGGAGGGACAAAAGGGUAAAGAAAUUGUACAACUGUUCCAUAAACUCCUACAACCAGAAACCUCAAAAGACCUAGAGAGUGAAAUCUCUUUCGCAGAAUCAGGGAGGGUGUCCAGUUAUCCAGAGCCUACUGGGCAGAUUAGGGAAAAAACAAAGUCUCCUCAAACCAAAACCCUGAAGAAAAAUAACAGCCUCCAGAAUGCAGCCGUGAGUUGUAAAAAGGCAAUGCCCUCUUAAGAAGUGGACUGCUAAUCACACCUUCUGUGAGAAAGAGCAGCAGCCUGGCCUCUGGAACUUCUGGACGAUUCAACUUUAAACCUUUGAAAUUCUCA
This is a messenger RNA of Myodes glareolus (Bank vole), 1041 nucleotides long. RefSeq names its product coiled-coil domain containing 54 (gene Ccdc54). The record is from RefSeq and is a predicted model, not a curated record. NCBI's taxonomy places the organism in Eukaryota, Metazoa, Chordata, Mammalia, Rodentia, Cricetidae.